Messenger RNA from Drosophila takahashii, 1167 nucleotides. RefSeq names its product lethal (3) 72Dp (gene l(3)72Dp). Lineage: Eukaryota; Metazoa; Arthropoda; Insecta; Diptera; Drosophilidae. Gene Ontology annotation, molecular function: gamma-glutamyl-peptidase activity. The record is from RefSeq and is a predicted model, not a curated record. Gene Ontology annotation, cellular component: vacuole. Gene Ontology annotation, biological process: tetrahydrofolylpolyglutamate metabolic process.
UCUCAGGAAUAAUUCAGAAAUACCUGCAAGAUCCUAAAAAAAAUGCAGAAACUCUUCACUGGCCUGCUGAUCUUCAUCGGCUCCCUGCUGACCGCCUCGGCAGACAUCUCUUCGCCCAUCAUAGGGGUUCUCACCCAGGAGGUUUACACCGAUGGAUUGAUCUCGCGACACUUCGAUAACAAGACCAGCUAUAUAGCCGCCUCGUACGUGAAGUAUCUGGAAGGAGCUGGAGCCCGAGUAGUGCCGAUUUGGAUCGGACGCAAUCGCAGCUACUAUGAAGAUCUCAUGCACAAGAUAAAUGGAGUUUUGUUGCCCGGUGGAGCCACUUGGUUUAAUCAGAGCAAUGGUUAUGCCGACGCAGGCGAACAUCUUAUCCAGUUGGCCAUCGAACGGAAUGAUCAGGGAAUUUUUAUGCCCGUUUGGGGCACUUGUCUUGGCAUGGAACUGUUGGUCUACAAACUGGCCAAUGGCACUGAGCAUCGGAUUAACUGCGAGGGAACGGGAAUUGCCCUGCCAAUGGAGUUUAAGGAAGAUUACAACCAAAGCCGCCUAUUUGCCUCGAUCAGCGAAGAUGUUGUGACCGCCAUGAUCAAGGAGAAUGUGACUUAUCACUGGCAUCAAUUUUGCUAUACGGAAAAGGAUUUCGAAAGGGAUCUACUGAACGAAACUUGGCGGGUUAUGUCCUUAAAUCACGACUGGAAUGGCGUAGAGUUUAUUUCCACCAUGGAGCAUAAAAAGUACCCCUUUUACGGAGUUCAAUUCCAUCCUGAGAAGCCCUUGUACGAGUUUACUAAGAAAAGCAUUCCACACACGGCUGCAGCUGUAAUAAGUGGUCAAUUCUUUGCCGAUUUCUUUGUGACUGAGGCUAGAAAAAGUAUUCAGAGCUUCGCAAAUGCCACGGAACAGGCCAGAACACUAAUUUACAACUAUAAGCCUGAGUACACUUCGAUUCUGGGCUCCUCGUACAUCCAGCAAUAUUUGUUUACCAACGACGAAAUGGAAAUUCCUGAUAUUCCAGAUAUCCCCGACGAGGGCGGCGAUGGCGAUGGCGGUAGUAGUGGCUACCCCUAUGUGCCCAUCAUUGUGGAUGGCGGUGGAGGUAGUUCUGCCAUCCUACCGCUCUUUGCUGGGUUACUCUUAACCUUGCUGAUCCUAUUAAUUAAUUAA